AUGAUGAAAAAUCCUUAAAUUUUGUUAUUGAUUAGAAUUAAAUAAAUGCAGAAUUCGGUGUAUUUGGAAUAUUUAUAAAUUACAUGAAAUAGAUAAAUUAAAAGAAUUAUUAUUAAAAAAGCUUAACAAAUCAUAUUGAAUUUACACUAGAUAACGAGCUUAAACUAUGAAAUCAUCAAAAAAUUCUAGGGUUGAUUUUCAAUAUAUAUUUAGGUCUAUUAAUAAAGUAGAUUCUUCAGUUGAAGUCUAAUUAGAUUAAUAAACAAAAUUUUAUUGAAAAUAAAGAGGAUUUUCUUGAUUCAGAAUUUCCUAAAUAUAAAUAUUCAAAGUUAUUUAAAGUAAAUAUAUUAAAUUAAAAAAGGCAGAUGAAAAAUUGAUGGCCUUUAUUGAAAAUUAAAAUGAAGAUGCAUAUUAAAAUAAUUGA
This is a messenger RNA of Paramecium sonneborni, 424 nucleotides long. The record is from the annotation of a GenBank genome assembly. NCBI's taxonomy places the organism in Eukaryota, Ciliophora, Oligohymenophorea, Peniculida, Parameciidae.